Molecule: messenger RNA, 2329 nt
Organism: Thalassophryne amazonica
Lineage: Eukaryota; Metazoa; Chordata; Actinopteri; Batrachoidiformes; Batrachoididae
Product: sentrin-specific protease 5-like
Exons: 10
Coding region: 294-1856 (520 amino acids)
Biological process (GO): protein desumoylation
Cellular component (GO): nucleus
Molecular function (GO): deSUMOylase activity
Source: RefSeq, a predicted model, not a curated record
AUGAAAAGAAGCAGAAGGAUGAUGUUAGCAUCUAAGAAACUUCUGCACCAACAAAAAUGUUACUAAAUGAUUGCUCAGCGAUAUGAAGAGUCAAAUAUAAAACUGAAGUAAUGAACUAUGGCUUUGAGAGAGUGUUUCUCUGUUGCAAAGAAGAACCAAAGAAAUCUGCAUUGUCGGCCUUUCCAAAUGAUUUGGCUCUGACCACCAUUGCAGCGGCCAAAAGGAUACCCACAACUUCAUGAGAUCAUCUCUUCUCCAACACCAUUAACUGUCUUUAGUGGUCAGUGUCGCUAAUGAAACGAAUGCAGAGCCACCGGACCAAAGCAAAAUAUCCCAAGAGAAAGCAGGGUGCAGUGCCAUCUAUUAAGGGGGUUUCUCAAACCUCUGUGCAUGCCAAGAGACGAUUGAACUCGAGGUUGCAGUUUUGGCUGUGGAGAAAGCGCAGAAAAGAACAGUUUCUUUUUGGGGUGUUUACAGCUAAGAAACAAGGUUGUGGAUUUGGCCCCAGCCCGAGUGCUCAUUUAAAGACCAAGUUCCACAAAUGUAAAAGGAAAGCUGUCAAGUUCCACUUAUCAAGUCUAGAAAAUUCAAAAAUCAGGAAAUCACCUCUAGGAUUUGACAGUCAACGUUCAGCGGACAGGCAUCGAGAAGUGGACUGUGUCCCGACUACAUGUGAAUCUGAUGGAUUGUCAGGGACACAUGUUUCCAAUAGCUCUUUGCAAAACCUGGUUGCAAAGCCAAAUGUUGGUGCUGGAACAGUUACAGGAAACAUGGCAACAGCACUGCCAUCUCGAGGAACAAAAAUGUCAGGACAGUUUUGUGACAUUGCUAACUCACACAGACUUUGUCCCACUGUCAAUCCCAUGAAGGACAAUCGUACAUGUAGUGUUUUUUUGGAUGAACCCAACAAAAUGGGAUUAUUUAAAAUAUUUGACGUUGACAGUCCAUCAGGACAGCACACAAGUGUUCGUCUGGAUCAGGACCAUCGUGUAAAUGGAGAAAAUGAUGAGCGGAUCAUCAAGAAGACAGAAUCUUCUCAAAGCCAGCACCAUAAUGAUGUCAGCAGUAAUGCACUGACAAACGCCAUACAUGAAUUCCUCAGUGACUUCUACAGAAUAUAUGGAAGUUUUAUCCCACUGCAAAGAAGUGACGUACUGAGACACCUGAAGAGGAAAUUCAAUGCCGAUUUCAGUAGCAGGGUAAAAGAAGUCUUGUCUGAGGUUACUAAAUGCAGAUCUUCAGUGAGUGGGAAACCCCUGCCCUCUUAUCGGGUGGUCUACAAGAAACACAUGCUAACCCUGGAUGAUUUGUGUACCCUGGCAGAUCAGAACUGGCUCAAUGACCAGGUCAUGAACAUGUAUGGAGAAUUGAUAAUGGAGUCUGCACAUCACAGGGUGCAUUUUCUCAACAGUUUCUUUCAUAGACAACUCAUGACCAAAGGAUAUGAUGGAGUUAGGAGAUGGACAAAGCAGGUGGAUUUGUUUUCCAAAAGGCUCGUUUUGGUGCCCAUCCACCUUGAGGUUCACUGGUGUCUGGUGACUGCUGACAUUUCCAAAAAGAGGGUCUGCAUGUAUGACUCCCAAGGCAGUGCCCUCCUGAAAGUCGCAAGGAACAUCCUUAAAUACUUGAUGACAGAAGCAAAAGAGAAGUGCAGAUCUACAUUUGAAAACGGCUGGACGGUGUCAUUUGAUGAGAAUAUCCCUCAACAGACCAAUGAAAAUGAUUGUGGUGUUUUUGUCUUAGAGUAUUGUAGAUGCCUUGCUUUGGACAAACUGCUCCAGUUCUCACAGAAGCACAUACCAAAGAUACGCAAGAGGAUCUACAAAGAACUCUGUGAUUGUAAGCUACAUGAGUAGCGCUGGCUGUCAUUCUUCGUAGCCGUUUAAACAUAUGUUGCUAGAAUGUGAAGUCAUGAAGACCCACUUCUUGAGCCACCUCCGUGAGUCCGAGUGCCUUGCAACAGUCAUUCAAAGUCCUGACAGUGCUUGCAACUCACUUGUUUUGAUAUUAUCUCUAUUUAAUUGCACCUGGCAUUUAAGAUUUUUAUUGUUUUUUGUUGUUUAUUGUGAACAGCUGCUAUUCCAAUGGUGGAUGCUGCCUUGAGAUUUUUACAAAUCUUCUGAAAGCAACAGCGAUUUACUAAAUGGACAUAUGAAGAAUAUGGUCAUUCUCGGGUAGAUCUACUUUUUACAUAGUCCAUUUUCGUGGUUAGGUGGUACCUGUUUUCUCUUCAGGUGUCUAUAGGCAUAUUUGAGCCGGGGGGGGGGGUGCUUAAUUAUGCAUUGUCACUUUGUGGUUGGAGAUAUGUUAGUAUGAUUGAUUAAAAAAA